Messenger RNA from Paramecium primaurelia, 419 nucleotides. The record is from the annotation of a GenBank genome assembly. NCBI's taxonomy places the organism in Eukaryota, Ciliophora, Oligohymenophorea, Peniculida, Parameciidae.
AUGUUUGGAGAACCUUAAAUAUUAAGCCCUGUUAAGAGAUAGUUUAUUAUGCAACGAAUUAUAAACAAUAUGAAUGAGAUUUCAAAACCAGAAUCGACAUCACCAGUCAAAAGAAGAAUAAGAAUUUAAUCAAAUCGUAUUGAUUAUAGGAAAAAUAUGAGUAUGGUGGAAAAUCAUUCUAAUAAGCAGAUUACUGAGCCUAAUAACACAGAAAAUAAGAAAUUGUUUCAUAUAAAAGCUAAUCGUAAGAUGUCUCAAGAUCAGAUGCAUCCUAAAUCUCCUCCCAUGUUACCAUCACUAUUUGAAAUUACCUUUUAGAAUCCAUUUUUAGGCCAAUUUUCCUAAAGAAAAUAUUAACGCCCAACAGAAUUUUAAGCCAUAGUAUACAAACGAAAAUCAUGACUAAUUUAAUUAAUUAU